Musca vetustissima is the source of this 281-nucleotide messenger RNA. Its product is annotated as acyl-CoA-binding protein homolog. Gene Ontology annotation, biological process: fatty acid metabolic process. The transcript has a single exon. The record is from RefSeq and is a predicted model, not a curated record. Gene Ontology annotation, molecular function: long-chain fatty acyl-CoA binding. Bases 24 to 278 code for a protein of 84 amino acids. NCBI's taxonomy places the organism in Eukaryota, Metazoa, Arthropoda, Insecta, Diptera, Muscidae.
CCAAACCCCUUUACUCAAUCAACAUGGUUAGUUUCGAAGAAGCCUGUGAAUUGGCCAAAAACUUCUCCAAGAAGCCCAGCGAUUCCGAAUUCUUGGAAUUCUACGGUCUCUUCAAGCAAGCCACCGUCGGCGAUGUCAACAUCGACAAGCCCGGUGCCUUGGAUUUGAAAAAGAAAGCCAUGUGGGAAGCCUGGAACUCUCACAAGGGUAUGAGCCAAGAAGCUGCCAAGGAAGCCUAUGUCAAGGUCUACGAGAAGUAUGCUCCCAAAUAUGCCUAAGAA